Messenger RNA from Sardina pilchardus (European sardine), 6113 nucleotides. It is a transcript of the gene ttn.1, whose product is annotated as titin, tandem duplicate 1. Lineage: Eukaryota; Metazoa; Chordata; Actinopteri; Clupeiformes; Clupeidae. The coding region runs from base 498 to 5159 and encodes 1553 amino acids. Gene Ontology annotation, biological process: sarcomere organization; cardiac muscle tissue development. Gene Ontology annotation, cellular component: M band. The record is from RefSeq and is a predicted model, not a curated record. The transcript has a single exon. Gene Ontology annotation, molecular function: structural constituent of muscle; protein binding.
CAGCACGUCUUGAGAUUAAAAACACAGACUUCACCGCUUCUCUGUACAUAAAGGAGGCGAUUCGCAUAGAUGGAGGUCAAUAUACCCUUUUAUUAAAAAAUAUUGGUGGAGAAAGGUCGGUAAAUAUCAAUGUCAAAGUUUUAGACAGACCUGGUCCACCUGAAGGACCAAUUCAAAUCUAUGCAGUGACAAGUGAAAAAUGCUGCAUUUCUUGGAAACCACCUCAGCAAGAUGGGGGGGCUAAUGUAUCCCAUUACAUUGUUGAAAGAAGAGAGACAAGCAGACUAGUUUGGACUGUAGUGGACUCUGAAGUUCACACUCUUAGUCUGAAAAUCACAAAACUUCACCCUGGUAAUGAGUACAUUUUUAGAGUAAUUCCUAUUAACAGGUAUGGAAUUGGUGAGCCUUUGGAAUCGGAUCCAGUCAUUGCUACUAAUUCAUUUGUUGCACCAACUGCACCAACAGGUGUUGAAGUGUCCAGUAUCACUAAAGAUUCCAUGGUUAUCACCUGGGAAAGACCAGAUAAUGAUGGUGGCAGCCCAAUUAUGGGGUUUGUUGUUGAAAAACGUGACAAAGAUGGGGUGCGCUGGACAAGAUGCAACAAGCGUGAUGUGACUGACCUCCGCUUCAGAGUUACAGGGCUGAUUGAAAGUCGAAGCUAUGAAUUCAGAGUGUCUGCUGAAAAUGCAGCUGGAGUUGGAUCACCUAGUGUGGCAACUUCUCUCCAGGAGGCAAUGGAUCCUGUUUUCAAACCAGGACCUCCAAAUAAUCCCAAAGUAAUUGACAUAUCACAAUCAUCUGUAGUACUUUCAUGGGGUAAACCCAUCUAUGAUGGUGAUUGUGAAAUUGAAGCAUACAUUGUGGAAGCCUGUGAAUCCACCUCAGAUGAAUGGACAGUGUGUACCCCACCUACAGGAAUCACACAGACAACAUUUGAGGUAACAAAACUUCUAGAAAAACAUAAAUACAAAUUCAGAAUCUGUGCCAUAAAUAAGAUGGGAGCAGGUGAGUUUGCUAAUCUGCCUGCACCAAUCCUCCUUGAGGAAAAACUAGAGGCACCAGACCUUGACCUUGAUGCUGGCCUCAGAAAAAUGAUCAAUAUCAAAGCUGGAAGUACCUUGCAAGUAUCCAUUCCAAUCAGAGGUCGUCCUGCACCUGAAGUGAAAUGGAGAAAAACUGAUGGUAAAAUGAAAGAAACCGCUCAAAUCAACACAACAAGCAGCCAUACCUCCCUUGUUAUUGAAAAUGUUGAUAGAUUUGACAGCGGAAAAUACACAGUGACUGUUGAGAAUACAAGUGGUAUUAAAUCUGCCUUCAUCCGUGUGGGAGUGCUUGACACACCUAGUCCACCUCAGAACUUAACUGUCAAGGAGAUCACCAAGAAUUCCAUCACUCUUACUUGGGAGUCACCUGCUUUAGAUAGUGGAGCUAAGAUAAAACAUUACAUAGUCGAGAAGAGGGAGAGCACCAGAAAGGCAUACUCUCCAGUUGUGACUUGCAACAAAAUGUCAUGGAAGGUAGAUCAACUCCAAGAGGGCUGCAGCUAUUUCUUCCGAGUUCUUGCUGAAACUGAACUGGGCAUUGGCUUACCAGCUGAAACUCCUGAGCCUCUCAAGAUUUCAGAGGUCCCAGAACCACCUGGUCGAAUUACCAUUGUGGAUGUUACAAGGAGAGGUAUUUCACUUGCCUGGGAGAAACCUAAUCAUGAUGGAGGCAGCAAGAUAAGCCACUAUGAAGUUGAGAUGCAAGUAAAGGACACUGACAAAUGGUCUUUGUGUGCUCAAGUCAAGGCACUUGAAAUUCUAGUCACUAAUUUGCCACAGGGUCAGGUAUACACAUUUAGGGUCAUUGCUAUUAAUGAUAAAGGCAAGAGUGAUCCCAGGAUCCUUGGCAGUUUUGUUGAAACAAAAGACCUAGUCAUUCUACCUGCGGUCCUUCCCAGAUUGAGUAUGUACUGUGUACAAAUCGGCUAUGAUCUCCAAAUAGAAGUUCCAGUAGCAGGACAUCCAAAACCAACCAUCACCUGGACUAAAGAUGGUGCAGCUCUGAAACAGACCACAAGAGUGAAUGUCACAGACAGUGAACACCAUACCAUAUUUACCCUUAAAGAAGCGACAAGAGAUGAUGAUGGCAUGUACAAUAUUUCUGUUGCCAAUUCCCUGGGACAGGCUGAUGCAAGUAUUGAAAUCAUAACACUUGACAAACCUGGUCCUCCAACAGGCCCAGUGAGGCUUGAGGAUAUCAGUAUAGAUAGUGUUACCCUGUCUUGGGACCCACCAGUGUACACUGGAGGUUGCCAAAUUUCAAAUUAUGUGGUUCAAAAGAGAGACACAACCACCACCGACUGGGUUACAGUGUCUGCUACAGUUGCAAGAACAACAUUGAAGGUCACAAAUCUGAAAACUGGUGCUGAAUAUCAAUUCAGAAUUUAUGCUGAAAACAGAUAUGGCAAAAGUCAUGCUAUUGAUUCAGAACCUGUUCUCGCUCAGUACCCAUUCAAUGAGCCUGUACCUCCAGGUACUCCAUAUGUGUCAACAUUUAAUAAAGAUUCCAUGACUGUGGAAUGGCACAAACCCAUCUCAGAUGGUGGCAGUGUUAUUCUUGGCUAUCAUCUUGAAAGAAAGGAGAAGAAUAGCAUUCUAUGGACUAAGGUUAAUAAAACCCUCAUCAAAGACACUAAAUUCAAAACAUCCCCAUUGCAAGAGGGAAUCGAAUAUGAGUUCAGAGUUUAUGCUGAGAACAUUGUCGGUAUUAGCAAAUGUAGCAAAGUGUCAGAAGGAUGUGUAGCAUGUGAUCCUUGCUAUCCACCUGGUACACCUGUGGCCAUUGUUGUGACCAGACACUCAGUGAGAUUGCGAUGGACUCCUCCAGAAUAUGAUGGUGGCAGCAUGAUCACUGGAUAUGUUGUGGAGAAACGGAACCUUCCUGAUGGUCACUGGAUGAAGGCAAGUUUCACAAAUGUUACAGAAACAGAAUUUCAUGUCGAAGAACUGGCAGAAGGUUCUAGGUAUGACUUCAGGGUAGUUGCCAGAAAUGCAGCUGGUACUAUCAGCAAACCAUCUGAGAGCACUGGGUCAAUCACAGCAAAGGAUGAAGUUGAACCACCAACAUGCAAUAUUGACUCUAAGUUCAGCCAGAUCAUGGUUGUAAAUGCAGGUGACACAUUCACACUAGAAGCGGAUGUGCAAGGUAAGCCAUUACCCACAAUUCAGUGGUUCAAGGCUGAGGUGGAAGUUGAAAUGUCUGCUAGAUGUGAAACCAAGAACUCAGACUUUAAAGCAGUACUUGUGGUGAAAGAUGCCAUUAGAAUUGAUGGAGGACAAUACACUCUCCGUCUAUCCAAUGAUGCUGGAACUAAAACUGUAUCCUACAAUGUGAAAGUUCUUGACAGACCAGGGCCUCCAAAAGGACCUUUGAUUGUCUCUGGUGUGACAUGUGAAAAAUGUUCACUCUCUUGGCUUCCUCCAGAACAUGAUGGUGGCAGUAGUAUUUCUCACUAUAUCAUCCAAAAGAGAGAAACUAGUCAUCUUGCAUGGACUGAAGUUUCUAGUGAAUGGGAGACAACUCUGUUGAAAGUAACCAAGCUCAUAGAAGGAAAUGAAUACAUUUUCCGUGUCAUGGCUGUUAACAAGUAUGGUGUCGGUGAACCUCUGGAAUCUGCACCAGUGAUUAUGAGAAAUCCAUUUGUUGCUCCUGAUCCACCUAAAGAUAUCACAAUCACCAGCAUCUCAAAAGAUUCCAUGACAGUGUGCUGGAGCCGAUCAGAGAAUAAUGGUGGCAGCGAAAUUACUGGGUACAUCGUGGAGAGGAGAGACAGAGCAGGAGUUAGAUGGACAAAAUGCAACAAGCGCAGAGUAACAGAUCUUCGUUUCAGAGUGACAGGACUCACAGAAGAUCAUGAGUAUGAGUUCAGAGUCUCAGCAGAAAAUGCAGCUGGACCUGGGAAACCAAGCAAAGAAACUAUUUACUUCAAGGCCUGUGACCCCACAUUUAAAUCUGGUCCUCCCACAAAUGCUUAUGUUCUUGAUACCACCAAAAAUUCUGUCUCUCUGGCAUGGAGUAAACCAAUCUUCGAUGGUGGCUGUGAAAUUCAAGGAUAUGCUGUGGAGAUCUGCAAAGCAGAUGAGGAGGGUUGGACCAUCUGCACAUCAGCAAGCGGGCUAGAUGCCACAACAUUUACUAUCACUAAGCUCAUAGAGCACCAGGAAUAUAAGAUUCAGAUACGUGCUAUUAACAAAGAAGGAGUUGGUGAACCAGUUGCCCUUCCUGAAACAGUGAAACCUGUAGACAAAAUGUUUGUUCCAGAGAUCGAGCUUGAUGGAGAUCUGAGGAAGGGCAUUGUUGUUCGUGCUGGUGGCUCUAUGAAAAUCAAGAUACCUUUCAAAGGACGCCCUGCUCCAGAAAUUAUCUGGACCAAAGAUUCUGGGGACCUUCCUGAGAGGGCUCAAGUUGAAAAAGGCCUUGAUUACACUGUGGUAUCAAUUGACAUAUGUGAUAGAAAUGAUGCUGGGAAAUAUACCCUACAUUUGGAAAAUAACAGUGGAACCAAAUCUGCAUUUGUUAAUGUUAAAGUGUUGGACACUCCAGGACCACCAUUGAAUCUCACUGUCAAAGACGUAACAACGAAUUAUGUCACUCUGAGUUGGGAGCCCCCAGCUAUUGAUGGUGGUGCCAAAAUCAAGAACUAUGUUGUGGACAAGCGUGAUUCAACCAGAAAAUGUUAUACCAAUAUCACCACCACAUGCACUAAGACAACUUUCUGUAUAGGAGAUCUUGUUGAGGGUGAUUUUUAUUACUUCAGAGUCAUGGCUGAGAAUGAAUUUGGAGUUGGUUUACCUGCUGAAACACAGGAUGCAGUCAAAAUAGCAGAGGUCCCUCUGUCUGUGGGUAAGGUGACCUUAACUGAUGUCACUAAACACACUGUCUCAUUGUCAUGGGAGAAACCAGACUCUGAUGGAGGUGGUAGGAUUCUAGGAUACUAUGUUGAAAUGCAGCCUAAAGAAUCAGGGGAAUGGAUUUUGGCAACAACAAGUAGGAUUUGUGAGGGAUCAGUUACUGGGCUUAAUGAAGGUCAGGAAUAUCUUUUCAGAGUUUCAGCCUACAAUGAAAUAGGAAAAAGUGAUCCAAGACCAUUGCUUUCCUAUGUAAUAGUAGGAUAGUGGUAGUAGUGGUGGCAAUAGUAACAGUAGUAGUUGGUAGAUGUUGGGUAUUUUGCGCUUAAUCUCAGCUAAAUUGAAGGCACAAAAGCUAACCGCGUUAAUAUUAAAAUCAGUGAUACAUUUGGAUCAACUAAGUGCCAUUUGAGUAUUACUUUUAGCACAGCAAAGAAAUGCUUCCUCCAUCAGCCCAUUAACCUAUUAUGCUGGUUGAAGCAUAGCCAAUAAUAUUAUUGAGAAGAGGGAGAUAAGCUGUCUCUCUUGGACCAUUGUAGAAUCCAAAAUCUGUUAUGUGACCAAACUCUUGCCAAAAAUAGUAAGUAACAUCUUAACAUCGAUGACAGUGAAUGCAUAUAGUUGAACUUAUGGAAUCUGAGCCGAAAGCAAGUGCCAUAACAAGGGAUUCAAUCACUCUGACUGCCCUGAGGAGGAUGGAAGUUCAAAGAUCAUCCUGCAACAAUAUGACAGGAAGGCAUCUUUUGGACAAAAUGCAACUGUAAACAACUCAUUAAUUUGGCUGCCAGUUUAACACAUGAGAAUGUUUGAACACCAAGUCACCAUCAGAAAAUAACAACUGUGUGCUGCAGCAUGUCUUCUUCAUCUCUAAAUCCCUGUGAUUCACAACACAAGCCCCACUCUGUCCAUUGUAUAGAACAGAGCUAUUUAUGAUGGUUUUACAUCAGAUGUGUCUGGAUAUACGAUUGAAGUGAAAGAAGUCUCAGAAGAUGAAUGUACCAUUGUCACCCCACCCAUUCAGUGGCUGAAUUAACUGAAGCACAACGCAGAGGACAACUCUCACAUCUCUACAGUAAAUAUUGAACGAGGACAUUAGAAAGAUGGCCAAUGUCUGUCCAAGUGCAUCAUUGAGGCCAUUUGUCACCAUCAGCGGAAUCCCUAACCUAAGGAGGAGCCAGGUUGACGGUACCUUGACAGAGCAUGUCCAAAUGUAACAACUAA